GUUGAGACCUUUUUCUUUAGAUUAAUAGGAUAAAUAUUAAGACUCAUUUCUGUCGUUUUGAUUACAGCGCAAGUGGUUGUAAUAAAAAUGUUAUACGCGGUAAUUAAAAUGAUCGCCGUGCACUUUUUCCUUCAUACGAACUACGUAGAAUGCCAUUUAAAAGACAUGGGUGAAGUUACAAGAACUAAUUGGACUCAUAUCUUGAAAGCUGUGGAAAGUCGUAUUGUUGGAGGAGCACCGGCUAGUCUUGAGCUGUACCCGUUUAUGGUUCAGUUCUACAAUCGUGGCGGUCUCUGUGGUGGUACCAUCUUGACAAGCAAAACAGUUAUGACGGCGGCACAUUGUUUUAACCACAACAAGAAUUUGGAGGAAAUGAAAAUAUUCUCAAGCCCCCGGUUCACCUUUGAUUUUAACGCACGCAUUCAUGAAGUAUGGAACUUCGCUAUACACGAGCACUACAAUUUGAAAUACUUUUUCGCUAACGAUAUUGCUAUUAUCAUAAUACACGACACGUUCGUCUUUGGCCCGCAAGUUCAAAAGGCGACACUUGUUGAUAGUGAUGAAUGGAUGAAUGAAAAGGAAGUAUUUUUUGCAGCCGGCUGGGGAGAAACUAAAUAUGGCGAAGGAGUUAAAAAAAGAGGUUUACGGCAAAUUCAUCUACACUACGUAAGUAAAGAGCAGUGUCAAGCAGAACAUCAAUUGGAGCUAGGCCCUGAGAUGUUCUGCUUGUACGGAGAUAGUGAACGGGACACCUGCCGUGGAGACUCUGGAGGCGGAAUACUGUGGAAAGGCGCUAUAGUCGGAAUAAUUUCCCACGGUCGAAACUGCACUGAACUGCCAGGAAUGUACGUAAAAGUGAAUUAUUUCCAUUCUUGGAUACAAAAGACCGUGAAAGAUCUAUACAGAACAUUUUGUGAUUUUCAUAAAAAUAAAAGCUAA
Maniola jurtina (meadow brown) is the source of this 939-nucleotide messenger RNA. Its product is annotated as trypsin epsilon-like. The transcript is spliced from 5 exons. Lineage: Eukaryota; Metazoa; Arthropoda; Insecta; Lepidoptera; Nymphalidae. The record is from RefSeq and is a predicted model, not a curated record. Bases 88 to 939 code for a protein of 283 amino acids. Gene Ontology annotation, biological process: proteolysis. Gene Ontology annotation, molecular function: serine-type endopeptidase activity.